AUGUCAUCCCAAGACGAUGCUUCACAGGAGCCGGUGCGACAAGACACGCUGACUGUCGACCAGUCUGUCUCUUUGACCAUCGGCACCGACUCGCUCCUCAUACUUGAUGACCGUCCGGCCAAAACAGAUCGUCGCUGCUGCGGAUUACUCCAGUCUAAACAAGAAACCAACCAUUCCAUCUCGUUAUACAACAUCCUGGGCGCCGAAGUCACCGCUUCCAAUCUCGUCAUCGCCUAUGCACAGACUGCUGCCAAGGACGAUGUUUCCGUGACGACCGUCCAAUACCCAAUCUCUGAAAAAGAAAAGAGAGUCGUCGAAACAUGGGUAUGCCAACUACUUGAUGUGGCGUAUGGCAAGGCACUGCGCGGUAAACGACUGAAGGUAUUGGUCAACCCUUUUGGUGGGAAGGGAACAGCUGCGAGUUUGUACCAGCGACAUGCGGCGCCGGUCUUUGCCGCGGCCAAGUGCCAGGUGGAUGUACAAAACACCGAAUACAGGGGUCAUGCAAUUGAAAUUGCAGAAAAUCUCGAUCUCGACGCCUACGAUGCGGUCGUUUGCUGCUCUGGCGAUGGCUUGCCCUACGAGGUGUUUAAUGGAUUGGGCAAGCGACCAGAUGCUCGAAAAGCGCUAGCGCAAACCGCCGUUGCGCUGCUUCCAUGUGGCUCUGGAAAUGGGCUGACAUGGAAUGCUUUCGGAACUGGUAGCGUCUCUAUUGCGGCGCUGGCAAUUGUCAAGGGGCUGAGAACUCCGCUGGACCUAGUCUCGAUCUCCCAGAAAGAUUCGCGCACGCUCUCUUUCCUUUCGCAAUCUUUUGGCAUCGUCGCCGAGUGUGAUUUGGGUACUGAGAACAUCCGCUGGAUGGGCGCUCAGCGAUUCACAUACGGUUUCCUGGUCCGUUUGAUGCGGCAGACUAUCUGGCCUUGUGAUAUAGCCAUCAAGGUGGAAAUUGGCGACAAGGAGAGAAUCAAGGAACACUACGCUGCGUGGUGUGCACGUCCACAGGACUUGGAAGCUGACAGCAAACGUCUCGAAAUCGCGGCAGAGUCCCCAGGCCUACCAGAGCUCAAGUACGGCACAGUGACGGACGAGCUGCCCGAGGGGUGGGAAGUAAUUUCGGGAGAGACUAUGGGCAAUUUCUACGCGGGAAAUAUGGCUAUCAUGUCGAAAGACACAAAUAUGUUCCCUGCGACAUUGCCGGACGACGGCCUGAUGGAUGUGGUCACUAUCGACGGAACAGUCAGUCGUGGUACAGCGCUUAAUAUGAUGACCGAAAUCUCCAGUGGUCGCUUUUUCGACAUGCCAGACCUUAAUCUCCGCAAAGCGUCUGCAUUCCGUCUAGUUCCCCACCAGAACGAAGGCUACAUCAGUAUUGACGGUGAACGGGUGCCCUUCGAGGCAUUCCAGGCCGAGAUCCACCAAGGGCUAGGCACGAUACUCACCAAGUCGGGCCGUUUCUAUGAGGCGGAAGGUCCUCGCUAA
Penicillium concentricum is the source of this 1479-nucleotide messenger RNA. RefSeq lists its product as uncharacterized. Gene Ontology annotation, biological process: sphingosine biosynthetic process. Gene Ontology annotation, cellular component: intracellular membrane-bounded organelle; cytoplasm; membrane. Lineage: Eukaryota; Fungi; Ascomycota; Eurotiomycetes; Eurotiales; Aspergillaceae. Bases 1 to 1479 code for a protein of 492 amino acids. The record is from RefSeq and is a predicted model, not a curated record. The transcript has 3 exons.